CAGCAACACCGCCAACUUUUCGCUCAUACUAACCACAGAGCAAAAUCCGUCAAAAUGGUGAGUGAUAUCUUUGCUGCUGGGAAUAUUGCGAAGGACACGACAUGUGCGACGAGCGACGAGCAAGCGAAUUCACGAAUCGAUGACGAUGGCGAGGCGAAACCUCCGACCCCACGACAUUGUACCGACGAUACCUUAUCAGAACGGGACACGGCGGGCGACAUCUGAUGCUAAGACGGCUGGGCUGGACAAUGUCUCUUGUUGCUGGUGUAAGGGAGACGCGAGGGCCUUGGAGUAGAAGGGCGGCGACUCCACCAGCAAACCAUCAUGCGCUCAUAUAUCUUACGUCGCACUACGAAACAUCCGCAAAGGCGCAGGAUUGCGCUCGUAUAAUUCAUGGCGGCAUUGUCUUUCCAGGACUUACAACAUCGCAUCCUCGCGUUACCGAUUCUUCGCCAUCGUCUUUUUCGCUCGCUCGUCCCGCAUUCGUCGCUAGCAAAGGAAACGGGGAGCUUCAAGGCAUUGAUCACGGACGCUGACUUCCACCCCCAGGUCAACGUUCCCAAGACCCGCCGAACCUACUGCAAGGGCAAGGACUGCAAGAAGCACACCCAGCACAAGGUCACCCAGUACAAGGCUGGCAAGGCUUCGCUGUUCGCGCAGGGUAAGCGUCGUUAUGACCGCAAGCAAUCCGGUUACGGAGGUCAGACCAAGCCCGUCUUCCACAAGAGGGCGAAGACCACCAAGAAGGUCGUUCUCCGUCUAGAGUGCACACAGUGCAAGACCAAGGCACAGCUCGCCCUCAAGCGAUGCAAGCACUUCGAGCUUGGUGGUGACAAGAAGACCAAGGGUGCCGCUCUCGUCUUCUAAGCGUGCAUCUUCUUUCUCUCUCUUUUGCUGGGCUCUCGGCGUAGUCUUCGGGCGGAUGGAAUGGAACGGCUCUACCUUCGACUCAAGCAAUGCAUCAAACCAUCAGUGCGAUAAAGAAAUGAAGGCGUGUGAGGCGGUGGAAGAUUUGGCGACAAAAGGUCACCAGCCACGAAUUUACGGACUGUAACCUACAUAUGCAUCAAAUGGAGCUCGAUUGAA
Messenger RNA from Alternaria alternata, 1086 nucleotides. RefSeq lists its product as hypothetical. The coding region runs from base 394 to 867 and encodes 157 amino acids. Gene Ontology annotation, biological process: translation. The record is from RefSeq and is a predicted model, not a curated record. Gene Ontology annotation, cellular component: cytosolic large ribosomal subunit; ribosome. The transcript is spliced from 4 exons. Gene Ontology annotation, molecular function: structural constituent of ribosome. Lineage: Eukaryota; Fungi; Ascomycota; Dothideomycetes; Pleosporales; Pleosporaceae.